Messenger RNA from Trichobilharzia szidati, 6297 nucleotides. NCBI's taxonomy places the organism in Eukaryota, Metazoa, Platyhelminthes, Trematoda, Strigeidida, Schistosomatidae. The record is from the annotation of a GenBank genome assembly.
AUGUUGUCAAAAUCAAAAACAGAGGCCCUGAAUUCAAACUAUCCACCGGUUUUACCAACAAAUAGUUCAAUUGUUAAACAAAGUAGAAAACAGAAAAUGGCAAUGAUUAAACGUUCAUUGACAUUUGAACAAACUGGUGGGAAUUCAAAAUUAUGUCAUACAUCUAGUUCUUUAUCUCCACCAUCAUCUAUGCCUACAACUACAACAUUACAACUACAAUGCACAAAUCAGUGUGAAAAACAAAUUUUUGCAUUUUCCUAUUUAUUACGUACAAAUCCACCAAGAUUACCUGAUGAUAUUUUCAAUGAUCUUAAUUUGAUAAAGUUAUCGUCAAUGCCACAAUCAGUGGCGGCAGCAGCGACCGCAGUAGCAGCAGUCACAUCACCAGCAUCGAGAAGAUCAACUGUCAUAUCAAGGUCAAAUGUCAAUUCCUCUCUAACCGGAAAAGUCAAAGUAAUUAUCUGCGUAAAUCAAACAUGCAACAACAGUAGUAGUCAAGGCUUGGCAAUGGUCGCCUCUACAGCGCUGAAAACAGUUGGUGGCCUCUUGCCAACUAAUCAUCCAUUGAGUACAAUUCAUCCAAAAGUCGAUAGAAAUUCCCUCUCCCCGCCUUCUUCUUCAUCAUCGUCAACCAGCUGUGUAGAAAUUGAUCAAUAUCAUAAGACAAUCACAUUACUGGAUCCAACACCAUCACGUCGAAGAAAUGGUGGACAUUCAAAAAUGUAUAAAUUUGAUAAUAUUAUAACACAGGAUACAUUGAAACCUGAAUUAUGCUCUAUCGUUCUCAAGGAUGCAAUGGCAUCUGUACUGAAUGGAAAGGAUAGUUGUAUACUGACUAUAGGACAUAAAGCUACUGGUAAAACUCAUUCAAUGCUUGGUUAUGACUACUCUUCAAUGGAAUGUGGUAUUAUCCCAUAUGCUAUAAGUUGGUUAUACCAGCUAUUGAAUUAUCAAAAAUAUUAUUACAAUACACGAUUUUCUAUAAGAAUAUCAGCUGUUGAAAUCUUUGGAUUGAAUGAAGAAUUUCGUGAUUUGUUGGCGAAUACAGCUGCAUCGUGUGAUGAAGAAUACUCAGAUCAAUCACCAAGUCAUUAUUUACAAACAUCUACAGAUCAGAAUAAACCUUCUUCAUGUGAUAAAAAGUCUUCAGUGAUGACGACAUCUUCAGGAACUACUUCUACUACACCGAAUACAAAAUAUUAUGACAAAAGUCAAUCAGUAUCAGCUAAAAUGAUUGACAGGUUAUCACACUUAUGUGAGUUACGUGCGUCGAGUGCUGAAAAAGCAGCUUACCUAUUGGACACAGCCCUGUCAAACCGUUCAGUACACACGUGUGACCAAUUGUCUGGUUUAUCACAUAUGCUAUUCACAAUCCAUUUAUAUCAAUGUAAAUUAGAAAAUAAUCAUGAUGAAAUGACAAUUUCUGGGGGUCGAACCAAACUGCAUUUCCUUGAUUUGGGUUGUGGAAGAUAUGGACAACAUUUGAUCAGUUCAAACAAGCAUACAAAUUCAUCGUCAUCGUCAUCUUCUGCAGCAGUAACAAUGGCGGAAGCAACAGGAUCUCCACCUGUAUCAUCAUCAUCAUCAUCGCCAUCGUCUCCUGGUCAAAGCGCUGAAAACUGUACGACAUCAAAAGCUCUCUCCCUCUCUGGUAUCGGUUGUGUUCUCUUGGCUUUGUUAACCGGUAGACGACAGUUGCCAUUCAAUGAUUCCUCAUUGACAUAUUUAUUACGUGAAGCAGUUAGUGGCAAUCAAAUACAACCGUGUAUUUUAGCUCAUAUAUCUAGUAAUGUACAAUAUUAUACUGAAACGUUACACGUAAUUCAACUUGCAGCGGAAAUCAAUCGACUUCGACGUCGUAAAGUUGGCAUCAGUCAUACUGGUACAAUAUCAUGCAAAGAUAAUGACAACAGCAAUAAUAAUAACAAUAAUCUAUCAAUGCAUCAUAACUCAGAUCGUAGUCAAGAUGACACGGGUUCUUCAUCAAUUGAUACAGAAACAGGAUAUAUUCGCGCACGUAGAUCAUUCACGUAUUCACGUAGACCAAGACUUGGUCGACUGUCUUACGCCAGAUCAUUGGGAUCAUCGUGUAGUUCAGAAGUUGACUGUACAUCAAGUGGUGAACAAACAUGCGACACAGUGAUUUAUGUUGGUGAUAAUAAAACUUCACUAAAGCCUACACAUCGUUAUAGUGAUGGUAGUCAACUGUCGAUAAAUGAACUGGGUCCAAGAGGAUUAGCUGAUGGGAGUGUUGAUGUUCAUAGUGUAAAUUAUCGAAGUCAUAGAGGAUCAACUGAAUCAGUGGUGAUGAUGAUGAAGGAUGAUGAACAAUCGAUAAUGAAAAGACAGCAUUCAGGCAAUCAUAAUCGAUCAGUUAACACGGGUCAUUCGAAUAAUUCAAGUACAGUGAAACGUAUGAUACCUAGAACAAAUGCUACAGCAUGGCCACGUAUAAUUAAUUUAAGACGAUCUAAAAAGUUGUCUACCUCAUUAUCACCAACAUCACUGUCGUCGUCUACAGGAGGAACAACAAACAUUACAAUCACUGAAGAAACAUGGAUUGAUGGUCCAAAUGUUUCACUGACGCCAACGUCUACAGUGGCGCCGCCAAUACAUGUGACUCCGACACAUAAACAGAAUGCAGCAAAUAAUGAACAGAAUCUUGUGAAUUUAACUCCUUCUGAAGAGAAUAUACGAAAGAAUGAAAGGAAUUGCUCAUCUGCAUCUACAUCCACGCCCACGCCCACGCCUACAUCUGCACCACCUCCGCCUCCACCUCCACCUCCACCGUCAUAUCAUAAUUGUGUACAUAAUUUAAUUCAAGAUAAUCUUACAACUUCAUUUAUAUGUAAUACAGAAGAAGUUUGUGAACAGUUGAAAGAAGAACCAAUUGUUAAUUCAAUACAAACACAAACAUCUCCUAUACCUCAUAUGAUAAAUAUUCAUAAUAUGAGUAAUUCAAUUAAUGAACAAUCACGAAAUACCACUGCUCCUCCUCAUCCUCACCCAACAACAACAACUACUACUGCAACUACUACUGAAAACAAUUUUAUCAGUAGUAAUUCUAGUGGUAGUAGUAAUAGUAGUACAUGUUCUACACUAGAGAGUAAUCAGCAUAGAAAAGUGCCUAGAGCACUAUCAGAUAUAUCAGAGCGUACAGAAGAUGCUGAAACACUUCAGGAAUCAAAUUCUAGCAGUAGACAGUUAAAUUUAAAUCUGUCACAUGAAUGUUUAACUACAACAGCAACAGCAACAAGUUUUUUAACGCCAUCACAAUUAUUUUCAUUCGAUGAAAAAACAUUUUGUUCGAAUCCAUUUCUCAGUAAUGAUAAUCAUCAAAAAUUCAUGGAUAAUAACAACGGCAACAACAACGUGACAUCAUGUUCAGUGAAUACAUCUACAAAACCAACUGAAGUAUUACUUGAUAUUGGUAGACAAAUACGUGAAGCGUCAAAGUGUAACAAUUAUAUGAUUCCAACAUCUUAUAUGUCUGUUGUAAAUGUACCACAAUAUUUAAAUUGUUUAAAUGAAGAUGAAGAAUUAAUUUCAAAUUUAAAAAUCACCAGCACAACCAUCCCCACCACCAACAACACCAUCUCCAACACGAACAACAACAACAAAUCACCAUUAUUCAAUCAUGAUGAAUUAAAACAAUAUUCAACAAUCAAUGAAAAUGUAGGCACUACAAGAGAUGAGAUAACCUCGGCAAAUUCUCAUCAAAUAAACUCAUCAUUAUCAAGUAUGAAAUCAACAGACAAUAAUGAUGGCGGUAGUAUUAAACGUACCGUUUCAUUCAAUGAACCGACAUCAAUUGCAACAGUUAGUCAAUGUCAAAAGCAACAAAUCAAGACACAACGCACAGCAUCGCAAUCACGAAAACAAACAUCAAAGAUUAGGAAUGCUGAAAAAUCCCCGGAAGUGUCUUCAUCAGUAUUAAAUGGUAAUAAUAAUAAUAAUGUAACUAGCGUUAUUGCUAGUACUACUGCUACUAAUAUCAGUAGUAACAGUUCAUUGUUUCGUGUUGCUCAGUGGAUUAAUUCAAUUACCCCGCUAUAUUCAACGGAUCAAUCUGUUCAAUGUUUCAAUGUGAACAAUAAUUGUUCGGCGUGUACUGCAACUAAUAAUAAAUGUGAUCACAGUGUUAAUAAUUCAAAACAUCAUUGUUUAAAUUCUGCAAAUCAAACAAUUCAUUCAUAUUUAAAUAAUGCGGAUAAAAAUAAUACUACUAAUAAUAAUGAUGUACAUUAUUCUGUUUAUUCAACAACAAUGGCGGGAGUGACACCAGUGGCAACAACAAUCGUCACAACGACACCUUCAACACUGAAUGAUUCAGCUAUCGGUUCAUUAAAAUGUACAAAACAGAAUGGUUUAUCAAAGAAUUCAAGUUGUAUGGCAAAAAUAUGUGAAAAUAAACAGACUUUUCCCUUGUACAGCUCAUCUCCAGUUGUUCCACCGCCAUCUCUUUUAUCAAGUCACAAUGAUACAAACCCUCUGGUAUAUCCGUUCUAUUCAAUGAAAUCCGAUGAUAUCUGUCAAAUUCUACAAUCUCAUUCUACACCGGUAUUUAUUUCGCCUCAGGAGACAGCCACCUCUCCUAGUAAUCAUAACAAUAAUUGUAAUAAUAAUAAUAAUAAUUCUCACCCACCGUACACUUACCAAGCAACAUCCCCUCCGGUUAAUGCAUCAGAUCCUUACACGCAUCAACUGACAACAGAUAACAAUGUUGUCGGUGAAAGACUGGAUGGCCUCAGAAAUCAAAUGGCAUUGAUUAAUCCCCAGAUCAGUCCGGCUUAUCACCCAUAUUAUCAAUAUUAUUAUUAUCACUAUCAGAAUCAACAUUAUGAUCCUAAUCAAAUAUGCUUUAAUAAUAAUAAUAAUUCAACGGAUGAGAUGACACCGAAACAAGCCUUUUAUCCGCCUACACUCUGUCAACAGGAUCAAUUAACACAGAUCAAGUUGGCUCACAAUCAAAAUAUUGCACAGGCAGAUGAAAAUUAUAGUGCUAACAAGCCUAACGCUUACCAUAAUAAUGAAGAAGAACAAGGGGAGGCGAUGGACAAACCUACAGAAAAGUUGAAAGCGAAAUUAUCCUUGAAAUUUUUAACUCUACCAUUAUUUCGUAAUUUUCGUCUACGUAGAAAAGAGAAGAAAAGAAAUUCAGGGAAGGCGAAAAGAACUACAGAUAAGGAGGAGGAUAAUAAUAGUAGUAGUAUUAGUGUGACAAGAAAUGGUGAUGUUGAGCACGAAGAAGAAGGAGAUGAUGACAGAUGUUUAAUAAAACCUUCGCCAAUUUUACAUUCUUUGAGUCUGCCAGUCAAAUUAACAACAUUCGGUUAUCAGCCUGCGGAGGGUAAUAAUAUGAAACCGAACAACUUAUCAUGUACUGAUAAUUGCUGUCAUUGUCAUCCUCAUUCUCAGCAUCUUCGUGAUUAUCAGCAACGUCGUCAACAGCGUCAACUUCCUUCUCCUCCUCCUCCUUCAACUCCUGCUCCUCCUACGCUUGGCCCUCAUUCUCAGACAUCAUUUUCACCAACACAAGCACCAGCACCAGUACCACCACCACUUCAUGGAUAUCGACCUCAUUCUAGUAUUUCUUCUCGUCUCUCUGCUAGUCACCACCAUCAUAAUCAUCAAGCGUCCAGACAGUUUAAUUCGCAUUUAUGGAGUCAACACUGCACUGAGAAUGUUGAAACACCGAUAAUCAAUUGUUGUAAUAAACAUAUACCGCAUAGUUAUUCAUUGCAAAGUAAUGGAUCUUUUUUAAACCAGAAAAAUGAUAUAAAUUUAAGUUUGUCGAAUAGUCCAUCUACAGGAUUCAAUGCCGUCAGUGGGAAAUUAUCAGCUUCAGUGUGUCGAUCAACUCGCCGUAGUAUGCAUAUAACUGGCAGUGGAGGAGGUGGCGGUGGCGGUGGUGGAGGACCAUCUAGUAGUGGUUAUGAAAGUAUGCGUACCGGUGCUAGUGAAUUAUCCCUUUCACAUCAAGAUUCAGCUAGUGAUUGUUCUGGUCAGUGUAAAGAAAUCCUGUCAAGACGUUCAUCAUUGGAUGGAUAUCGUCAAAGAUGCAAUAGUCAUCAUCAUCAACAUCUUCAUUCUCAUCAUCUUCAUGCUCAGUCGCAUUCUUCUCAUCAGUCUCAGUCUCAGUCACAUUCACAUCCACAUCAAUAUGAUCAUCGUUCCAGUUAUCAACAAAAUAAUCAACAACAUUUAGUGAUAAAUAAUCAAAGUUAAAUAUAUGAGUAAUAUUCUUGUUUUUCUAACGAUUGUAUAUUUUAAAAGUCAAACUCUUAAUCAGCACCA